Messenger RNA from Penicillium cosmopolitanum, 2838 nucleotides. RefSeq names its product alpha/beta fold hydrolase. NCBI's taxonomy places the organism in Eukaryota, Fungi, Ascomycota, Eurotiomycetes, Eurotiales, Aspergillaceae. The record is from RefSeq and is a predicted model, not a curated record. The coding region runs from base 1 to 2838 and encodes 945 amino acids. The transcript has 2 exons.
AUGCAUCUAAACGAAGGCGCGCCCGCGCCUAAACCCGCCGAAUCCGCCCUCCUCAACCGUCGUCGCCGUCGCAAAUCUCUCCCUGGCCGCGCAAAGGGCUCCAGUGCCGAUCCAACCUCGCCAGAAGUCAUCUCGUCGCUCAUCUCCUCCCUGUCAACCAUCUCCGUACCGCUCAACUCGCAUUUCGACAACGUGCCGCGCAUUGACUCCAAGGACUCCAAAGAUUCCGAUCCUGGCUUGCCCGAAGUGCCUCAUACUGCGCCGUGUUUCUCCGUUCCUCCUUCCAAACAGUAUGGCCAUGGUUAUGGCCUCGGCAUGAACUUGGGCUCCUUUGCUCCGCUGGAGGAAUCCCCCCACGACAACAACAACAACAACCCGUUCUUGCACCCGGAUGAUGCUGCUUCAGCCCCUGUCAUCCGUAUGGCCAGAGCGCCGCCCUCGCCCAAAUCUCCCAAAUCCCCGCGCUCGCCGAGAUUUAAACCUUUCAAACGGGACGAAUCUGCCAAUCGUCCGGCCUCACGAGACUCCUACACCUCCGUCCGAACAACAAACGAAGACACUGCCUUUGGCACCAUCAGCACCGAACCAGGUCCCCGCCUGUCCACGGCCGUUAGCAUUGCAUCGAACAGCUCCGCGGGGCGUAAAAGUUUAAAGGGGUCGUUUGGUCAGUUUGGACUGUUGAAGAAGGCCUCGCGGGAGUUCGGGAGUGAUAAGGACUCAUCGAGCGACCGCUUGCGCAAGACGAAUAGUCUGAACGAUACCGUGCGCCACAACAUUCCUCGGAGCAGAGCUAGUUUGAGAUCCAUGCAUUCCAUGGCGGAUGUGGCCGAGGAGGCGGGUCUGAACGGACUCAAGGAAGAGCCGAGUGAUGGCAUGGCAGCAAGCACUCCUCCUCGGGACCUACAGUCGAUUCCAAGCACCCCUGAUAAUCACAACCCCGGUGGUAUUGGCAGUGGUCGGAUUAUCCCCACACGCGAUUCUUCUCUGCGACAUCGACACAGUCAAUCCUCAGGCUCGAAGCAACGGAGGUCCGCCCGCCACAGUCGAUAUCCAUCCAAUGCCAGCAAAGAAUCAUCCAGUGCGGAAAAUGGGCUACCGGGUUCAAGCAAUGAUGCGGAGCAGGUGACCAGGAGGAUACAGCAGCUGAAGGAUCAGCAACAGAGGAUCAAGACGGAGUUGGAGUCCGACGACACUCCUGGCAAAUCUGUACGGGCAGCGACGGCAACACCCACACCCACAAAGCCAGUCGAGGUCUCUCGCAGCACUAGCCACCUCGAUCAGGGACGUACAGUUCAAAAUGGAGUCAAAGCCGACCGACCAGUGAAUGACAGCGCGCCAUCUCCCUCGAUUAUGACAGGGAAGAACCGCACAAGUAGAACUGGGGCCCCACUGGCAUCGAAACCCACCAAUUUCUCUCCACAAAUGUCCAAGAUUCCAUCCGAAAAGUCCGAGCACGAGAAUCGAUAUAGGCGAUCAGCGGAGCCUGUUAACCCCACCAAAGGUCAUCGCCGCACGCCAUCGGGUCCGACGUCCACCCAUCGCCCUUCAUUCAAUAACGAACGGCCUUCCAGUGCCGACUCCAUCGAUCUGGCCGUUGACGAUUAUAUCUUUUCUCCGAAGUUGACGCAGCGAGUGCCUCACCCGACUACUGGCCGUUCUAUCGCAUUCUCUGAGGUUGGCAAUCCCAAAGGUCACGUUGUGCUAUGUUGUCUUGGAAUGGGUCUCACCCGGUACCUGAUGGCCUUUUACGACGAGUUGGCCCGGACUUUGAACCUGCGUCUAGUUACUCUCGAUCGCCCGGGCGUUGGUGAAAGUGAACCACAUCGAGUUGAUGAGCCAAGUACUCCCCUCAGCUGGCCUGAUGAUGUUGCCAUUGUGUGUAAUUAUCUCCGAGUAACCAAGUUCUCCAUCCUCGCCCACUCAGCCGGUGCAAUCUAUGCCCUUGCCACAGCACUUCGAAUCCCUCAACAUAUCCGCGGCCGCAUCCACCUUCUAGCGCCAUGGAUUCCUCCAUCCCAAUUAUCUACCAUCGGAUCUCAGAAGGAACCCGCACCCACCAAUGCAGUUCCUUACUCCCAACGAAUCCUCCGAGCCCUCCCAACCUCCCUCCUAAAGGUCGCCAACACAAGCUUCAUGAGUGCGACUAGUGCCAGCAUCACGACAAGUCUACCCAAAUCGCCCAAGCGAUCAAAGCGCAAGGCAGCGAAAGAAGCCAAAGAAGCCAAAGAGGCAGCGGCCAAUGCAGAAAUCCCACCCGUACCCAUGAUACCCAAUAUCGAAACCGUCUCUCGGAAUAACUCAGAGAAUCCCGCACCACUCGGGGGAGCUGGAGCUGGAGCAGGAGCUAUGAGGUCAUACUCAACACCCACCCACCACGCCUCGUCCAGGAAGAGCGACGCCACGCUUGGCUCGCGUGCCAAAUCCCCGGAAGAGGAACUUGAACGCCAACAAGACUACGAUACACGUCUUACACACCGGAUCUGGGAACUCGCUACUACCAAUGCGAACCCGGCUGUUGAUUUGUUGAUUUGUCUGGAACGUCGUCAGACGAUUGGGUUCCGAUACGUGGAUAUUACUCGGUCUGUCGUGAUUCAACACGGUAGUAAAGAUACCCGCGUACCUGUGGAUAAUGUCCAAUGGCUGGGUAAGACUAUGCGUCGGUGUGAGGUGCGCAUUCUUGAAGGCGAGGGACAUGGUUUGAUGGCUUCUGCUUCGGUUAUGGGUAGUGUCUUGACUGAGAUUGCUAAGGAGUGGGAAGAUUGGACGACUAUUGUUCAAGGUCGGCGCAGAGCGACUGCCAGUCAUGCUGCGCGACCAGGUCUUUCUAUCCAGACCUGA